AUGACUCCAAUCGACCCGGGAGCUUCAUCUAUCAGCGUCGCAGUUCGGGUGCGACCAUUCACCAUCAGAGAAGCUGCGCAGCUGCACCGAAACGACGAUGGCAACAUAUUCCUCGGAGACGGCUCUUUGGCUGGUGCUCCAACACCGAAACUCAAACAGAGCGGCAUUCGAUCCGUCAUCAAGGUCAUCGACGACAAAUGCCUAGUGUUCGAUCCCCCCGAAGACAACCCCGUCCACAAGUUCUCGAGAUCUGUCGUACCGAAUGGAAAGAGAGUCAAAGACCAGACCUUCGCCUUCGACCGGGUAUUCGACGACAACACAUCACAAACAGAAGUCUACGAAGCGACAACCAAGAACCUGUUGGAUAGUGUCCUCGAUGGCUACAAUGCGACCGUAUUUGCAUAUGGCGCCACAGGAUGCGGCAAGACGCAUACAAUCACGGGCACAACGCAAAUGCCAGGCAUUAUCUUUCUCACGAUGCAGGAACUCUUCGAGAAGAUCGGCGACCGCAGCGACGAGAAGCACACCGAGAUCACCUUGUCGUAUCUGGAGAUCUACAACGAGACCAUUCGGGAUCUGCUGGUCCCCGGCGGCAGCAAACAGGGUUUGAUGCUCCGCGAGGAUUCCAAUCAGGCCGUCACCGUAUCUGGUCUUACCAGCCUUCAUCCCAAUAACGUCCAGGAGGUCAUGGACAUGAUCGUCAGAGGAAAUGAAUACCGAACCGUGUCACCGACCGACGCCAACGCGACAUCGUCACGAUCGCACGCUGUCCUGCAGAUCAAUGUCGCUCAGAAGGACCGGAACGCAGCCGUCAACGAGCCUCAUACCAUGGCCACUCUGAGCAUUAUCGACCUUGCGGGCAGCGAAAGGGCCAGUGCCACGAAGAACCGCGGAGAUCGUUUGAUCGAGGGCGCGAAUAUCAACAAAUCGCUUCUUGCUUUGGGCAGCUGCAUCAAUGCGCUUUGCGACGCCCGGAAGAAGACCCAUGUGCCUUACCGCAACAGCAAACUGACGCGUCUCCUCAAGUUCUCCCUUGGCGGCAACUGCAAGACGGUCAUGAUUGUUUGUGUCAGUCCGUCGAGCGCCCACUUCGAUGAGACUCAAAACACCCUUCGAUACGCCAACAGAGCCAAGAACAUUCAGACCAAGGUGACGCGAAAUGUCUUCAACGUCAACCGCCACGUCAAGGACUUCUUGGUCAAGAUCGACGAGCAGAUGGCCAUGAUCAACGAGCUCAAGGCGCAACAGAAGGAUGCAGAGGAGAUCUUUUGUGCUAAAUUUCGAAAGCAACAAGACAAGAGGGAAGCUUCCGCACGCGAGGGUACCCAGAGGAUCCGCACUGCCUACGAGAACUCUUUACCCGAACGGCAAGACAAGGUAGAGCACAUGAAGAAGUUGCGUGGCAUAGAGCGGCGGAUCGGGUUAUUGUCUUCCUGGAUCGCGGCAUUUGACUCCGUCUGCGACACGAGGGAUGAUGACGAUGCUAUGCCCUCGAAUGUGGCAACCAUGCGAAAGACAGCACAGGGCAUCCUCUUGGAGCUCGAGAACAGCCGGCAUCACCUUCAUCAGAAAUUGGACAAGACGAACUGGGAGCGCGCUAUUGACGGAGCUCUUCAGCACAGUAUAAGCCAACUACCUGGGGAUCGUCAUGCCGACACGGGCGAGAUUGCGGGUUUGACGAGGGAAGCAGAACUCCUCAAGUCCAAUUUUGCGCGAGAAGCCUACAGGGAUGUGCUGGAGCAAGACAAGGCCGGAGACGCCGGAAUCAUGCAGAUUCUGCUUACCGCGCAGUUCGAGAUACUGGCAUCGCUGUCGGAGACGAUGAACAUGAGCGGGGGCGAGGCAGUAGCCCACGCCAAGAACAUCAUCCACCGUCUGCUGGAGACCGGCUAUACGGCCACCGCGCAGGUGGUGAAGCCUGACGGAGCAAAGAUGCCACUUGAGGCGUUCGCACCAACCAAGCGUGGAACACCAAAACGAAAGAGGAUGUCGAACAUGCCGGGAGGUGCCGUGAAGCCUAUUCCCAACCCAGCUCUGGCGGCUGUCGCAGCAGCGUCUCAGCCGCCCCAGAUGUUCUUGUCUCCCAUAAAGGGGUCCCCACGAAGACGCAAAGCGCUUAACGCGCGCAAGGGUGUCUCGUUCACGCCUAAGAAGAAGUCGCCCUCGAAGCGGGUGGUGCGAUGGCGUGAUGACGACGGCGAGUCGGGCACGUUGGCCGACUUUGAGAAGACGCCGCAGAAGUUUGCCAUGACACCCGAGCAAAGCUCGCCGGAGAAGCCCAUGCCCAAGAUUCCCGAGAUCCCGUCGUAUCUGAACAACGACUCCGCCGACGAUUCGAGUCCCUCGCUUCUUGCACCCGAGGCGGCAAGCCUGCCAGCAUCGAAACCUAACCGGUUUCAAGCAGGCUUCCUGGCUAAAGGGCGACCUUCGCAGGGUAACGGCUCGCCAAUACCGCCGGCCAUGUCUCUAAACAUCGCAUCUUCAUCCGACGCGGAAGACCGAACAAGCCCGCUGCGAAACCUGGACUUGUCGCGCACUGCUAAUGUUAGGGCGCCAGGCAAGCGCCACUCCUCGAUCAGCCCUCGUCCGGCUUCGUCGUCGUUCUUUUCUUAUGUGCCUCAGCCAACGAUGUCAAUCUCCACGGACGAGAACCACCCACCGUCUUCCGACUCGGAGUCGUCGUCGCUGAUUGACGCGUCGAAGCUCCGCUCGGCGAUCCACGCACAGCACAAGAAACCUAGGCGAAUCUCGUCGCUCGCCAACGUCAGCUCGACCGCUUCGAACGCCAGGCGCGUCUCGUCGAUCGGAUCGGUGAGCGGCAAUGUGCAUAAGCCGAGCCACAACCACUCUGGCCCGCUGUCUUCGAGCACUAACGGCAUAUCCAGGCUCCGACGCGGAAGUGCGGAACGACGUAGGAGUCCUCCGAUCAACUGCUCGCCGCCCGAGGCCCGAGAGUCCAAGGCCUUCACCUCCGGACAAGCCAGACGCAUGAACCUGGGCGGCUCCGUGAGGGCUGGGCUGGGCAGUCCUGGUGAGAGCAGAGACCGCGGCGGCGACAACGGGCAGGGGCGGCGCAUCACUAUCGGCGGUGCGGCCAUGGCCGGCGGCAGCGCACGCAAGGAGAGGAGCGGUGUCAUCUGGCGGUGA
Anthostomella pinea is the source of this 3147-nucleotide messenger RNA. NCBI's taxonomy places the organism in Eukaryota, Fungi, Ascomycota, Sordariomycetes, Xylariales, Xylariaceae. The record is from the annotation of a GenBank genome assembly.